AUGAAAGCUCCAUAUUUUAUCCUGACAAGCGGGGACGCGGAGAUUCGGGCUGCGUCGCCUCUAUUAGUCAAGAUCUCGACAGCCUCGCAAGGUCCAGUCUGCGUCGUAUCGUCCCCUGUGUUAAGGAAUGCGGAGGGUGUUAGGCUUGACACAAAUGCUACUCGCGGAAAUGCAGAUCCUAUCACGCUUCUUGUUUUGCCAGACUUCCUUAGUGCUUUCGGGAGGUGGCAGAUUUCGUCGUUGGGGGAUUGGGAUUGGUGUCUACCCCCCCCCCCCGAGCGAUGUCUGACUUCCUCCUCCGUCCGCAGGGGCAAAUUCGCCGCCGUCAGGAGGGCUCGCCACCGCUCCACCAACCAGGUCUUCGCCGCCAAGUACGUGAAGCGGCGGCGUCGCAACGUCUCCCUGGAGGGCGAGGCCAGACACGAGGUCGCCGUCCUUCUGCUGGGACUCCGGGACCCUCAGAUCAUACGCCUCCAUCAGGUCUACGAGACAAGGACCGAAUACAUCAUCCUGCUUGAGUUUGCCGGCGGCGGCGACCUGCAACGCCUGCUGGACGACGCCGGGGUCAUUCCCGAGUGCGAAGUGCGCGCCAUCCUGCAGCAGGUCCUCCGCGGCCUCGCCUUCCUGCACACCAACGCCAUCGCUCAUCUGGACAUCAAGCCCCAAAACCUAGUGAUGAUGGGAGAUACACCCGACGCAGGUGUCAAGCUGGUUGACUUCGGGUUGUCACGUGUCAUCUUCCACGGGGCAGAAAUCACACAGAUCAUGGGCACUCCGGACUAUGUUGCUCCAGAAGUGAUCAACUUUGAACCCAUUAGUCUUUCAACAGACAUGUGGGCAAUCGGAGUGCUAACUUACGUUUUCCUGAGUGGCUGCACGCCCUUCGGAGGAGACACUGACCAGGAGACCUUUGUCAACAUCACCCAGGCAGAGUUCGACUUCCCGGAGGACCUGUUCGCCGACGUCUCCGAACAAGCCAAAGACUUCAUCUGUGGCCUUCUUGUCAAAAAACCGAGUGACAGACUUACAGUUGAUGAUUGUCUUAACCAUGCAUGGAUGACUGCACCUUUGACUCCAGUUCAUGCAUCUAUUCUGACUGAACCAUACACCGAAGACACUGAAGAGCCAACAGACUUCCACAAUGGAUAUGAAGACAACUACACCUCGAACGAUCACCUGUACCCCUUGGCUGAAACUGACCAUGCUGACUCAGCUUACUCUAGUGACUCAAGCAGCAGUCCCACAUUCACAGAAGGAUACAGCUCGCUGGUUGUGCCUCCGCUGUGCCACUGUACCAUCCCAGAAGAACAGCAGCAGCAGCAACAGAUACAGCAGAGCCAGAAGCAGAGCCGGAAGCAGAUACAGAUUGGUGCCUCAGCCACUCUUGGGAGGAAGCAGGGGCGCAAGGGUCAUCGCCUGAGCGUAGACAUGGAAGACACACUACGCUCACUACACCACCCCCACCCCAUCCGUGCGACGAGAAGGGCAUCACUCGUUAUUGAUGAUCCUCGCUACCUCCACGAGGCAACCCAACACCUCCAUGAAAUCGUCAGGCCCUUGGCAGAAACAACACGACCCCUGCCUGAGGAAGGGAUUGUCACCCGUGAUUCUGAUGUCGACAGUGGUGUGUCCUGCCAUGACUGUGAGGAUUCCCGGGUGGAAAACCCAAGACUGUGUCACUCCGAUUCCUAUGAUGGAGGGGAUGCAGCCAGUGUUGUGUCCUGGGAUGACUACUCAGACCUUGGAGGUAGGAGGCCUUCUCUCACGCAUUUUGACCAUGCUACCCUGUGCUCUGUGGCUAAGCCCUGGGAGAAGUUAUGCACCGGUUCUGUGUCACGAGCCAUUACACAGCUGACCGUGAAAAAGGUUUCAAAGUCUUCCGAACUCAGAGGAUCCAAAGCUGACCUUAGGGGAUCCAAAGCUGAUCUCCGAGGAUCACGUACCGACCUUCAUGUUUCCAAAUCUGAACUGAGGGCAUCAAAGUGUGAUCUCAGGGCAUCAAAAUCAGAUCUUAGGGCCUCUAAGUCAGAUCUCAGAUCAUCAAAGGCAGAGAUGAGGGCUUCCAAGUCAGAUCUAAGGGCAUCCAAAGCAGAUUUAAGGGCAUCGAGGCAGGACCUUCGUGCAUCAAAAUCAGACCUGCGAGCCUCGAGGUCAGAUUUACGAGCCUCAAAGUCAGACUUACGAGCUUCCAAAUCCGAUUUACGAGCUUCGAGAAGUGACCUCCGGGCAUCAAGAUCAGACCUCCGCGGCUCGAGGACAAACCUUACUCUGUCUAGGCUGGACCUUGCACACGAGACACUAGACAAUGAUUGUGUGCUCGAGGAUGAAGCCGAGGAUGUGCUACGCGGAGAUCUUACACUUCCAAGGCGCAGUAACCUAGACAGAACAGCCCUCGCCCCGUUUAUGAGGGGCAAUUCCUUACAUAUGAGUUUCAGGCUGCCCAAGCAUCGGGAUGUGCGUAUUUGAUGACACCUACAAACUAUAACAUCCCCUCCAUGUGUACUUAAUAUACAAUGAUGCUAAUAUGUUCUAGUCAUAACUUAUGCAGGAUGUGAGGGUUGGUAAUCACAGAUAAUGAAGAACCUGAUUAAUACUGCUAUUUGAGCAUCAAGGUAAUCCCUAAACAGUUAGAUUGUCAGCUGCCAAGUAACCAAAUAUAUAACAAGGACUAGACCAUUUGACUAGCCCUAAAUCAUAGUCAUAUUUCUAAGUAACUGAGACUUCUGCAAACAAGAGCCACAUCAGGGGAUUGAUUCUCUGCUUGUUGGCUUCUGGAGCUGGUCUCUGAAACGUAUUAUUCCUUGGUGAAUAUAUGAAUCAAAGAAGAGACAAUAUGCGUCAUUAUUGACUGUUGAAAAAGAUGAGUUAUUCAGACCACAUACAUUAUCCUAUUUUCCUUUUCUCUCUUUUCCUUAUUUUCUCCUUUGUUUCCAUUCUUCUGGAUAUCCUUAUAUGUAUACUAGUGUUGGAUAACUGUCGGAUAGUCAUGUAUUACAAGCCAUGAGAUGUAAACACCUCUUUUUCUUAUUACAAAUAAGGAAUACAAUAGCCAUUGAUUCAGCCUAGGUUGUUUACUAAUCAUGGCAGAUGAGAGGCUUCAAUAUUACCACAACUUGUGUUCGUAUGGGCUCCUCCAGCUGAGCUCUGCAGUCAUCCAUGCUGGAGGCAUUGUUGGAGACGGAACUCCCGAAGAAGCAGCAAUUAAGACUGAAAAUUGCAAUAACAUUUCCACGUGAAAACAUUCCUGUGUUGUUGGUGUGCUAUUCUGUUAAAUGAAAUGCAUUAAAUACCUAUUAUAUUAGCUGAUACCUAACUGUAUUCCCUUUUGGCAUAGCAACAGAAUUUGUGUUUAAUAAUUGUUUUUUUUUUAAUUUGACAAGAAAUCUGUAGAGAAUUUACAGCAGUUUUAGCUUCCUGAUUUGCACUCGUUAACAGGAAGAAUCACACAGGUGCUAUAGCUUGUAAAGUUCUCUCACAAUUCUAUAUAUUUUUAUCUGUUUACCUUUACUUUUAUUUAUAAGUUUAAUUCCCAAAUACUUGUAUGGCUUUAUCACAAAUAAGAUGAGUUCUUAUAA
This is a messenger RNA of Penaeus vannamei (Pacific white shrimp), 3575 nucleotides long. Lineage: Eukaryota; Metazoa; Arthropoda; Malacostraca; Decapoda; Penaeidae. The record is from RefSeq and is a predicted model, not a curated record.